UGUUGUCACGUAAACUGCGCAUUGUUUUGGGCGUAAGUGAGAUUAGUGAAUUGAGCUGGAUACGUAGCGCUCCUGAGAGAGGAGCCGGCCAGCGCUCAGAGGAGCAGGCCGCCGCCGCCGCCAUGGAGGCGAAGCCCAGCGAGCUGGUGCUCUGCGACAGCCUCAUGCUCUGGUUGCAGACAUUUAAUACCUCUGGACCCUGCAAAGAUGUUCAAGACUUGACAAAUGGUGUUGCAAUGGCACAGGUACUUCAUCAAAUAGAUGUUGCCUGGUUUGAUGAAUCAUGGCUAAGCCGUAUUAAAGAAGAUGUUGGUGACAACUGGAGAAUAAAGGCCAGUAAUCUGAAAAAGGUUCUGCAAGGAAUUAUGGACUACUAUCAUGAGUUUUUAGGUCAGCAGAUUUCAGAAGAACUUGUUCCUGACUUAAAUCAGAUAUCUGAACAUUCGGAUCCUACAGAGCUGGGCAGGUUACUGCAGCUUAUUCUAGGUUGUGCAGUCAACUGUGAAAAGAAACAAGAACAUAUACAAAAUAUAAUGACCCUAGAAGAGUCUGUUCAACAUGUUGUUAUGGCUGCUAUUCAAGAGCUCAUGAGCAAGGAAAUACUGAGUUCUGUCACAAAUGAUACAUCUGGUGAAAUGGAGCAACAGAUGAAAAGAGCCCUUGAAGACCUUCAAGAAGCACUAGCAGAAAAAGAAGAACUGAAGCAAAGAUGUCAAGAACUAGACCUGCAGGUGGCUGCCCUUCAAGAUGAAAAAAACAGCUUGAUGUCUGAAAACGAGGUCAUGAAUGACAGAUUAGACCAGUUAGAUGGCUCUCUUGAUGAUCCAAAUACUGUUGUUGCAAAAAAGUAUUUCCAUGUACAGCUGCAGCUAGAACAACUACAGGAAGAAAACUUCAGGCUUGAAGCUGCAAAGGAUGAUUAUCGUGUUCACUGUGAAGAUCUGGAGAAACAACUGAUUGAGCUGCAACAUAGAAAUGAUGAGUUGACCUGUUUGGCAGAAGAAUCUAGGGCCCUAAAAGAUGAAAUUGACGUUCUUAGAACUUUUGCAGAUAAGGCAAGUAAACUGGAGUCAACAGUUGAAGUGUAUCGUAAAAAACUGGAGGACUUGAAUGACUUCCGCCGACAGGUGAAGUCUCUGCAAGACACCAACAUGAUGUAUAUGCAUAAUACAGUCAGCUUAGAGGAAGAGCUAAAGAAGGCAAAUGCAGCACGUGCUCAGCUGGAAACAUACAAAAGGCAGGUCCAGGAGCUUCAUAACAGACUUUCGGAGGAGUCCAAAAGAGCUGAUACUUUAGCAUUUGAAUUGAAGCGACUUGAAGAAAAGCAUGAAGCUUUAUUCAAAGAAAAAGAGAGACUUAUAGUACAGCGUGAUGCUCUGAAAGAAACUAAUGAAGAGCUCCGGUGUUCUCAGAUGCAACAGGAUCGCCUGAAUCAAGCAGAUGCAUCUGCUGUAAAAAGUCAUGAGAAUCUUGCUGCUGAAAUUCUACCAGUGGAAUACAGAGAAAUGUUUAUUCGACUGCAGCAUGAAAACAAGAUGCUUCUCUUGCAACAAGAAGGUUCAGAAAAUGAACGUAUUGUAGAACUCCAGGAACAGCUAGAGCAAAAGCAUCGGAUGAUGAAUGAACUGGAAACAGAAAAAAGGCUAAGCAAUGAGCGUAUUGGAGAGCUGCAGCAACAGAUUGAGGAUCUCCAGAAGGCUUUGCAGGAGCAAGGAUCCAAGACAGAAGGAUCCAGCAAGCUGAAGCAGAAGAUAGAAGCACAUAUGUAAGUAAAGCUAACUGAUAUUUAUAUACAGCCAAAAAAGAAACGGAACUCUAAUUUAAGUUUUUGAUAUAAGCAGUAAAUACAUAUAAACACUAUUAAAGGUCAGACUUAUUUCCAAAGAUGGGAAAUUCAGUUAAAACUGCCACUCUGUCCUUCAGUCACCUCAUCUGGGCUCCCAGGUGUCACACAUGUCUUGUGACAGUCACUCAUUUGACAGCUCUGUGACACCUGCCUGUGGCUCAGUCUGAAUUUCACACUUCUGGUUGAGCUGCAAAAACUCUGCCUUUUGGUCCCCAGGGACAUUGCUGCAAUGCUGAGUAGUCAGCCAGGCAGGCAUCUUUUCUCUCCUUCCUCUCCUUGCUGGAUUUCAGUCAGGAAGGAAUUCCCAGGAUGGGCAGUGGUUCUCAGCUCCGCAAAGAGAGGCCAUAAGGCUCCCUUUAACUUCUUUCUCCCUCCUGUGUUCCUGCAGCCAACUGCACCUAGUUUGCCCCACUUCCUGAAGAGCAGCCCCCUGUGACCCAAUACCCUGUGAACCCCUAUCUCCUUAGAAACCCCAGCACUCACCUAUGCCAGCCAAACCUGCCAGGUUUUGCAUAGCUCCAUGUCCUACCUCUACCAUUGCUUGGGGCAGUGUGUGUUGACCACAAGCUCAAGUUUAUGAUUCUAUGCAAAUUAGCUCACUAAACUUGCAAACAGUAUCUGCACAUAACUUGGCAGUUAUGCUUCAUAGUGAAAUGAGCCUUGUUUUUGCCAGCCACUGUUUUGAGAUCCCUUGAAAACAGUGUAUUAGGCAAACAGGUGAAUAUACAUAUUCUUCUCCUUCAAGUGUUGUCCACAUUGAUCCCCCACUUUUGCAACAUGCAUAUGUAAGUUUCAACUUUCUGAAAAGCAGCGUCUGGGGCUGGACACAUCCUCACUAACAGAUCUGAAGGCUUAGUGCUCUAUCCCUUUAUUUAAGCUUGCACCGAACUACCCUGCUUUCCCAGCACCACAGGCUCUUUAACUAUUGUGAUGGUGGUUCUUUGAGCAAUUGUGCAUGUAUACAGUCCACUGUAGGUCCAUUUGUGCCCAAUGCAUUCGAGUCGGAGACUCUUGCUGGCAGUGUUAGCAGGUAGUGCAUGCACCCCUGCUUUCCUUGCACACAGAGUCGAGGGAAAAAGGGGUAUGGCCACCACCUCUGCCUCAGUUCCUUCUUACCACUCACAGCAAGAGUUGGAGCUCCCCAUUGCUCUUGAGCUUCAGUUUGUUUAACUAACUUUACUGAAAAAAAUCUUUGUGUACAUAGUUUUUAGAGAUUUUUAGCAUUGGUUAGUAUUAGAGCAUACUAUUAGUUGUGAGAGUAGUUUAGUAGCUUAUUUAUUGGUGCAGGGUGUCUUUCAUCAUGCAGAGAUCCCCAGGGUUUAAACAGUGUGUUACUUGCAGGGCCAUGAUCCCUGUGAAUGAUAGCCACACAAGUUGCCUAAUUUGUUUAGGCCAGGGACAUGUUAAGGACAUUUAUACCUCUUUUCCUAUGACGACAAAGAAGCAAAGGGACUUCUGCCUUAAGGUACAUUUAUUUGAAAAGUGUCGUCCUUCAGAGCCCGAUCCCAGUCCUGAGAAGAUGGAGAGUUCUUCGGUGCCUUUCUGGCUGCUUCAGUUCCAAAGCCAAAAUCAGGAGAAAAACGAUGUUCUUCUCCUGUGGUCUUCUCAUAGCCUUCAAUACAGUCUUCAUUUUCUGAGGCUGUCACAGUCCGGAUUGCAUUCUUCAUCUCAAAAGGGGGACAGAUCUGCUAAAAAUGCCUCCAGUAUGGGAGUCAAGGUCUGGUCAUAAACACCAACAUUCACCAGUACUGUCUGAGGCAGCACCAUCAACUCCGGCUCCAGUGGGGCUAUCGAGACUGGGGGCUUCACCUUCUCUGUCAGCGAUAUCUACAACACUGGCACUGCUGGUUCCAGUGCCACUUGCGUUAUCUGAGAAGUACUUAUCUCUGCUAUGUGUACUGUCUAUGUCCCUGCAGCAAAAGCCUUCAUGUGCAUCCCUGUGCUUGACUCUCCUUUUCAUCACCAUCUGGUACUGAUUACAGUAGCUUCAACUACAUUGGCAUGAACAGCACCAUUUUUUUUUUUUCACUGUACCAUCAACACACUUUUGCCAGCAUAGCUGCUAACGCUGGUACAUCAUUCUGCAUUCCAUGGCCACCUGCCCUGGCCAUACUGUCCCCCUUGAACUGCUCCCAGAGCUUCCAGAUCACCAUUUGCUAUGCAGUCUAGGAGCAAGUGACCUUCUCCAGUGCCUUUGUCUAUCAGGGAACAUCUUUCAGUUCGUCAGCCAUAUCCAGUUUUGGAACCGGCAGAGGAAGGGAAAUCUAGGGAUGAACCCGCAUGUCUUUCUUUUCACAUUCUUCUUUCCCUGAUGAGUCCAUAACUCUUGAGUCAUCUUCACCACUGUCUGGAGACUUCAAAGUCUUUCAAGAUCUCACAAGGUGUGUAGUUGUUAGGAGUACAGUCAAAAUUGUGCAUGACAAUCCGCACAAGUUUUUAGGUAUUUUACAAGCUCCAGCCCCGGGAAGGGUUGUCCUUCCCAUGAAUGAAGCCCCAUUAGAUCCUGCUGAAACCUUUUGGCAAACCCCAGCUUCUGUUCCACCCACUGCCAAACACAUGGGCAGGCGUUGUCAUGUUCCCCAGCAGGAAUAUGAUUUUUUUUUUUUUUCCCCACCCACCCUGUCCCAGACUCCUUGGUAAUCAUGGCAGUGAUCAAAGAAAUCCUACCCCAAGGACAAAGAAUGUAAACAACUUAUAUAUACCACCACAAACCUUCAAAUAAUGAUGUCAAAUUAUCAAGCAUUAUUGUCCAGAUAUGUAUGUUAAUGUGUUAGUAUUUGCAAAAUUUGCAAAUUGCGAGAAGAAUACAAGGACCACUUUCUAGCAGUAGUCUCAGAAGUGCCACACGGCUGCUACUCUGAAACCUAUCUCCAAGCGACCAUUGAUGCAUCAGACACCACUUUGCACUCGAUGGCUGCAGCCAGGUCGAUGAGGCAGUCUUGGUUACAGGCCAUAGAGAGCUGUAUGACACAAUCAAAGACCUUCCAUUUGAAGAUUCUAAAUUGUUUUCUCGAAUGACUGAUAAUGCCAUGUACAUGUUAGACUCCCAAGCAACUCUCUCUUCUCUGGGAGUUUGUAUUCCAGCAACAAAAAGAAAACAGAUCAAACCUCAGACAUACUAUCGAUCUUCAUUCUACCAGCUCAGACUUCAGGAUGCUUUGAAGAGGAGAUCUAAACCAUCUAGAUGUGGGACAUCAGCUUCAUCAUCAGCAGGCUCUUCUUAUCAGACUUCUGCAUUGAAACAGUCAUUUUGAUCAAGGACAGCACACCAACCACAUCUCACCUCCUAGAGCCAGAACCUCCUUUUGGAAAGUGCCUCCCUCUCUCUUUUGCCAGGCAUGGCCUGAGAUCACAUCAGACAAGUGAGAGCUCAGCACUGUGAACGAGGGCUAUGUUAUCCUUUCUACUGCCCUUCCCUCAACCCAUCUUCCCCAUCCCUUCUCAGGAACCCAUCUCACAAAACUGUUUUACUUCAGGAAGUAUAGUCUCUUUUUGGAAUUGGGAGCAAUAGAGGGAAAUUCCUUAUCAACACAAAGGGAAAGAUGUCUGUUCCCAUUACAUGCUGAUUUCCAAAAAGUGAGGUGGUCUAAGGCCCAUUUUGGAUUUGAGAAAACAAGUUUAAUCAAGAAAAUCAAAUUCAGGAGGGUCAGCCUCACAUCUGUUAUCCCUUCCCUAGUGAUUGGUAUGCUGCCCUCGAUUUGCAGGAUGCUUACUUUCAUGUGGCAACACAUCUGGAUCACAGAGAGUGUCUUCAAUUUGUAGUUGGGAACAGGCACUGCCAGGACACUACCCUCUGGCCUGCCCUCUGCCCAAAAAGUGUUUACCAAAUGAUAGCAGCCCAUCUUCAUCAUUCUGGAGUUCAAAUAUUUUUCUACUUGGAUCAUUGGUUAAUCCAAGAAACUUCAAAGGGAUGUGUCCAGAACAGUAUUGUUAUAGAAUACACCCCUGCACUCACACCCUACACACUUUUAUAGUCAUCUUUGUACAAGGUGUGCCUUGUAAGUAUCAUUUGAAAAUUCAUAAUUUGUUGGUCAGUAUUGUCCUGAUAAAACGUGUGGCAACAUGAUUCCCCUCUAUGAUGUUAAAAAUACAUAUUCAGGUUCAUGUAGCACCAAACUGGUCAAACACAUUCCUUUGUUCAAGACAGGUCUAUGUUUGCCUUAAUUUGCAUCAAAGCAGAAGGCAGAAUCAUCAAGCUGGAAGGGACACAAAUAGGUGAAGAAGAACAGCAGGGAUCAUCCUUCCACACAGACUUUGCCUCUCAAUUCUCAACUGGAUAUGUUUUUUUCACGAGAGGGACUGGAACUAUAAAAAGCAUGGGCAAACACCCCAAGGCACCUGCCCCCCCCCACUUUAUUCUCCACACUUUAGAAGACAAAAGGAAACAGCCAUAGGACUCUAGGGGAGGAGGAGAAACCUUUGCUAGAUCAUAGCAGAGCUGAAAGUUUGCUCUGUAAUCCGCUGGAGCAUGUGGUGACACAGUUUGCUUUGCAACUAAGAGAUUCUUAAGUAGAUAUUAGUAAGUGUUUAAUCUUUAUUUUUCUUCUAAGCUUUUCUGGUUUUUAUGCCUCAUUACUUAUACCCACUUAAAAUCUCUGUUUGUAAUUAAUACACGUGUUUUACGGUUUUAUCUAUCCAGUGUGUUUAAGUUGAAGUGUCUGAGUAACUACUUAAGGUAAUGAAAUGACAUUAUUCCCUUAAAGCAGGCCUGUACAACUCGUAAAGCGGCGAGGGCCAUAUUACUCCAAAGAAAACAGCUGAGGGCCGAACCCCCC
Molecule: messenger RNA, 6621 nt
Organism: Trachemys scripta elegans
Lineage: Eukaryota; Metazoa; Chordata; Testudines; Emydidae
Gene: HOOK1
Product: hook microtubule tethering protein 1
Exons: 17
Biological process (GO): cytoskeleton-dependent intracellular transport; cytoplasmic microtubule organization
Cellular component (GO): cytoplasm; centrosome
Molecular function (GO): microtubule binding; dynein light intermediate chain binding
Source: RefSeq, a predicted model, not a curated record